UCGCGUCAGUCGGGUUUCUGCGCUUGCCGGUGUUGGGUGUGCGUCUUCCUCGACUCUUAAAUUCGUGUCAUAGUUUAUUUAAAACUGAUUUUCAUAAAUUAAAAUAGCCCUAAAUAUAUUUAAAGUUAUUUAAGGACGUAGUGUAAUCUUUAAUAAGUGUGUUGAUUUUACGUCAAGUGUGUAUUAACCUCUAUUUAUUUUAGUGUUUAAAAAUAAGACGAUCUUUAAGUCAUUCCAAAGGCGCGCACCAUGGCCAAAACAGAGAAGUCAUUUCCAAGAAACUUUACAGGUUGUCUAACAUGCGUCCAAGUGUUGAAUAUAAUGGUCCUCCUGGGCUUCAUGUUGAACUACGCCCUCCGAGUGAACCUCACGAUUGCCAUUGUGGAAAUGAUUUACGAUGACAACGACAACCUCACUGCUGCCAUGAACAUCACCCACGGACCUCAUAACGUCACUGAGCACCCAGAACACAUUGAACAAACUCGUUACCACUGGGACACGAAGCAGAAGAACCACUUGCUUGGCUGCUUCUUCUGGGGUUACGUGCUCACAGAACUACCGGGCGGCAGAUUAGCAGAAAUCAUUGGUGCCAGGCGGGUGUUCGGCUACAGUACUCUGCUAGCCAGUAUCCUUACCCUACUCACUCCUGGCUCCGCAGCCAUCGGCUUUGGAUGGAUAGUAGCCGUUAGAGUCUUGCUAGGAUUCCUCCUAGGAGCGACAUGGCCAGCUAUCCUCCCCAUGGCAUCCAAAUGGAUUCCACCAAUGGACAGAUCGAAAUUCAUGUCUAAUAUGAUGGCAUCAUCGUUGGGCGCGGCGAUGACGAUGCCAAUUUGCGGCUUCCUGAUCGCCCAUUUCGGCUGGGAGUCAGCCUUCUACUUCACUGGUAUAAUCGGCGUGAUGUGGUCAGUAGCAUGGUUCGCAGUGGUGUACGACACGCCAGGCCAACACCCUCGCAUAUCGGAGACUGAGCGCAACUACCUCAUGAAGGCGCUGCCUCAGGAUAACAACAGCAAAGGGCACAUGCCAGUCCCAUGGAAGAGGAUGCUGCUGUCUCCUCCCGUCUGGGCUAUCAUCAUCACCCACGGCGCCUCCGUGUUCGGCUACUUCACGGUCGUCAACCAGCUGCCGAGCUACAUCGAGAGCAUCCUGCACUUUAACAUUAAACACAACGGUCUCCUCUCAUCCCUGCCGUACUUAGGCAAGUACCUGUGUGCACUCGCGUCUUCAGUGCUGGCUGAUUGGCUCAGGCGCAGCGGCAAGCUCUCCACCACGGCUGCCAGGAAACUCUUCACUGGAUUCGCUGUUGGACUGCCUGGUUUACUAAUGAUAGCCCAAGCAUACCUGGGCGGCGACCGCGUGUGGUCCAUAGCUAUCUUCACAUCGGCACUGACGAUCAACGGCGCGGUCACUGCGGGCUACCUCGGCAACGGGCUGGAUAUCGCGCCUAACUUCAGUGGUACAAUCUUCGGCAUGGCGAACACGUUGUCAUCGUUCGGUGGCUGGCUGUCUACAUUCAUGGUCGGAGAACUCACCAAGGAAAAUAACACCCCCGAACAGUGGAAGAUAGUGUUCUACAUUCUAGCCGGCACCUACAUAACCGGAGCCCUAUGCUUCGUGACCUUCGGUUCCGGGGAGCAGCAACCCUGGAACUCCUCAAAACCCACCCCCGACGUGGAGAAACCUCAUGAGGAACAACCCCUCAAUGAUGAGAAGGCGUGAAGAGUUGGAGGUGGGAGGAAGUCAGACAUGCUAAGGUGAUUUGAAAGUUGGUUAGAGGUAGUUCGGUCAGAGUUUUGAAGGGUUGUUAACCGAUUUCCCAAAAAGGAGGAGAUUCAAUUCGGAUGUUUUUUUGACAAUCAUGAUUGUAUUUCUGUACCAAUAGUGGAAUGUUCCAAGUUGAAUUAUAUUUUGGGACAUUUGGAAAUUCUAAUACCAACUGUAAUGGCAGGUAUAUAGAGGUUUUCAUCAUCUGCCUAGAAUUUUCCCAACUGUGUCGAGGUCAGCUUUCAAGGGGGAUAUUUUUUAAACUAAAAAAGACAAUUUCUCACACAGUUUUGAUACUUUUAUAAAUACUAAAGUCAAUAAUUAAGGUUCUUGUCGACUGGCUUGCAAUGACUUUGCUUAUAUGCAUAUCUAAUAUCACUUUAGUCUCCAAUCUCUCCAUAUAGACAAAGACCAGUUGACAAGCUACACUUUUGUCUAAAAAUAUACACUUUUCGAACCUUUUCACUUGCAUGUCUGACGUAGAAAUAAUGUUAGUUACACAUUGUUACAAUUUUCACGAAAAUCACAAAAGGAGUGGGCGAGAUUUGAUUCGCAAGAGUCGAUACUAGUAACAUUCUAUACACGUUGUUAUAUUGUCUAGGAUAUUAGCAGUUUUACAUUAAUCCACAUUAAAAAUCAAUACAAAGAAUCAGUGAUCAUCUCUCGAGCCUUUUCCCAAUUAUGUUGGGGUCGGCUUCCAGUCUAACCGGAUGCAGCUGAGUACCAGUGUUUUACAAGGAGCGACUGAAUAUCUGACCUCCUUAACCCUUAAAAUUUUAAAAUAUAAAUCAAGUAUAGGUAUUUCCAAAUUUAUUUUCUUGAAACUGCUAACAUCCUAGACGCCCAAUAAAAAAAAGGCAAAAGAAAUAAUUUUCCUACUUCUAAUAAAAUUACAAGUGAGAAAAUCAUUCCUUGUGUAUUGUUAAAAAAUGUAUUUAAAAGAAAUGAAAUAAAAAAAAAAAACUCAAAAAAAGGCUGUUUAGUGUGUAAUGAUGUAUAAUGUGAUGUAUUUAUAUAAUAUUUGAACCGGCGAGCCCUCGGACACUGAUGACGGAACGGUUCGAUGAAACCCGACUCACUUUUAGUAGCUAAGUUACAUGAAAUUAUGCGUUUGCGCAUUGAAAUUGUGUUGUGACUGACUUGUGUAGUGGUGGCGUCUUUAAGGAUAAAAUUAGAACAAGUUAGUUAAUAAUAGUUUACAUUUGGUUGGAUUUUGUUUAAAAGCAAUUUUUUGAUAAUAAAUUCAUAUUUUCCGCCAUUUUAAACCAACUAAGUUUGUAUCUGUUGGUUUCUUUUAGCCUUUGCAAUUUGAUCAAAUGACAUUUCAAAAUAGUCUCUUAACAUCUAUAUUUUUUUUCUGUAUCUAUUUAGUUUUUUUGAUGAUUAAGUUAAAACAGAUUGCUAUUACAUGAGUUAGUCACAACACAAACGUAAUAAAAAUAAGUUUUGUUGCUUCAACGCUUUUGGUAAUGCGAGCAUGUUAGACAAUUUGCGAGGUGGACGCGUCAACUGUGAACGUUACGAAAGAUUUAUCCUUAUUCAGUGUUUAUUAGAGAAAUUGAGUUUUUUCUUAUAGUAUAAUAUAGUUAAAACUUUGAGCAUUCAAUCUUCUACAGGUUUUUUUUAAAUGUAACUUAUAGUUUUGGUAAUCUCCGUACAAAAUGUUACACCAAGCUAGAAAUUAUUUGUUCAAUUUUACUUGUUUUUGCUCAUAAUUUUAUUGAACUCUGCAAACAUGCAAUUUUUAAUAGGAUUUCAAAACAUAUUGAAAGCUCAUAAUUUCUUCAAUGUUAACGAAUAUACUGUCUAAGGAUAAUAUUUGUGUAGGUACUCGUUUACAUUUGACUAUAAAACCAGUGUUAGUAUCGAAUAGAUUAGCUUACCAAAUUGUACUGAUAGAUGUAAGGUGAACGGAUCCGAUCCGGGGACCAAAGUUGAGGCCAACAAAAUUAUAAACUGUAGUUUUUUUGUCUGUAGUUGAGUUUAGAUUAUAAACUUAAUUAGCUUUUGAUGAGCUUUCUACUACGGAAAGUAUUUUCUGAGAAAAAGGUAGAAUACAAAUUAUUUCUAUUUCUUUUAUAUAUAGUAUUUUCUUCCCAUUAUAAGAUCUAGUAAGCUUUUCAUGCUUAUAUAACAUUUUUUAAAUCUUGAUUUUAUUUAGACCUUACUGUUGACUUCUAUUCAAAAGACAUUUUCAAAAUUAAAGUCUAUGCCUUAAAAUUUUGAAGUGCCUUCAUCCUUUACUCAACUACAGACAAGAAAACUUGGAAUUAAUUAUAAUUUGUAAGUAUUUCUCUUAAGUAUUUUAUUUAUUUUUCUACGUCGAAGGUUUAGGGAAAUUCAGAGCCAUUUAGCUAAACGGCGAAGUUAAGCUUCGCUCGCAACCGACCAUAGGCAAGUCUCGUUACUUUUUACCGUAAGAUAUAGAUAUUAAGAGUAUGAGGGCGGUCCCAUUGUGUUAUGGAUUGCAAAAUUAUUUUAAAAUAAUAUGCAAAAAAAUAAUAUCUAGUGAUUUUGAGCUCUCUGAUUUUUGUAGAGAAAUGUACUAAAUCAAGAUUUUUUACUUUUCCCUUUUUAAAUGAAAUAAUGAUCAACCCACAUUGCCAUGGGACUGCCCGCUAAGCCAUGUUCGCACUUAGCUUUAUUACAAGGGACGAUGCAUUGUUGUUUAUGCAUUUUAACAGCUGUGAUAAAGAGGUUUGUCUAUGGCGUGUACUAAGUAUAAUCCAUCCCUUAUAAACGUACGCUUUCCAAAUUCAAACAACUGUCAAAAACAAGAAAAAAACAAAUUCAUAUUUCGAAUGUUUAACGGCUAAUUGUAGUUCCUACGUUACGACCAGUAUUUCGUAAAGGUUUUGUUUUUCGUCCUUUUUUGUAUGGAAUAGAUGGAUUUUUUUAGAAUUAUUUUAUAAGAUUUCAUCAUGACAUACUUACAAUCAUUUUAAAGUAAUUUUUUUAUCACAAACAAUCUUGUACUUAGUUCAUAUGGAAUGAAAGUUCAUGAAUUUCUUAAGCUACAAAGGUCUUUUAAAAAGUCUAUCUAAAAUAUUAAGAACUGUAUUUAAUCUGUCUAUUCCCAUAAACAAUAUUUCCACAGACAACAGACCGUAUCCUUCCAACGAUUGCAGGGUAACUAAGUCCAUAGAGUACAUUUUAUAAACAAAAUAAUAAUUACGUAAGUUAGUUAGCUUGUCUGUGGAAACUUACGAUAUAUUUUAGUAUUAUUUGUAUUUUAUCAAGUAUGUAUUCAAAUAUCGUUUAAUUUUAGGUGUUUCUACAUGAUUUUUUCGCCUUAUUUAUGCAAAAUUUACCUUACUGAAAAAGACAGUUAAGAAUACUUAAGGCAGAUAUUAAAUUCAAAUCAUUAUUGGGUAAAAUCAACCGGUCGUGUAGAAAAGCCUUGUAAUAAUUAAAUGUACUUUAUCUUAUUGAAAAAUAUUAUUGCAUCAAAUAUUUUUAGUUAAAAGUUAUGCCCAGAUUAGUAAGUUUAUUUUUCAAGAUUAAUGUAUUAGCUGCUGAUUUAAUUUACAAUAACAUUGUUUUGGAUUUAUUUUUACCAUAUUAGUAAAAAUUUUACAUUACCUUUAAAUGAUUUUUCAAAAGCAACUCAGUGUACGUUAAAUAUUUUUAUGUAUUUAUUAAAUAAAGUAUUUUAAAAGUAACUGCUAUCGAAUAUGAGUUUUUCGAAUAACUGGAAAUCUCUUUUGAAAGUAGUUUUUAAGUUAAGCUAGUGAUGUAACCGUAUCACAACAUAAUUAUUAAGGGUUGUGUCAGAAUCGGAAUAUUUGUAUUCGAUUAUAGUGUGUUUGAAAUUGCUCAUUUUUAGUUUGAUAUUUUGUUUAAUAAACUUAUGGUGUAAUAUCUACCACAAAGGAGAUUCAUUAAAAUUGCAAGAAUAUAUAUUUUAAAUACUCUUUUCUAAAUAUCAAACUAAAAUGAUGUAAGUAUGAACGUCACUCAUAUUACAAUUAUAUUUAAAUACUGCAUAAAAAUGUUGAUAUCAAUUUUCGUAUGUAUGGCAAUAAAAUCAUAAACUUAUGUAUAGAAACUACUAUUUAUAUGUAUGAAGGAGACGAUUUCAAUGGAAUGAGUGUAAUGCAUGUGUUCAGUGAAUAUUAUAAGGCAAUAUUUAUGUAUUUUCGUAUAUAAAUGCAAGUAAAAGGCAACACUGCGGUUAUAAGUCAAAAGGGCGUAAGUAAUCGUCAGUCCAGAUACACAUACGCCCUUUUCACAUCUGACAGCAGAACUAUUUGUUACGUCUUAUGACAGCUCUGUAAUUUUGUGAACCAUUUUCUUUUUGAAAAUAAAGAUUUUACCAAAAUAA
This is a messenger RNA of Helicoverpa zea (corn earworm), 6088 nucleotides long. Its product is annotated as sialin. The transcript is spliced from 12 exons. Gene Ontology annotation, biological process: transmembrane transport; monoatomic anion transport. The record is from RefSeq and is a predicted model, not a curated record. Gene Ontology annotation, cellular component: plasma membrane. Gene Ontology annotation, molecular function: transmembrane transporter activity. NCBI's taxonomy places the organism in Eukaryota, Metazoa, Arthropoda, Insecta, Lepidoptera, Noctuidae. Bases 250 to 1719 code for a protein of 489 amino acids.